AUGACAUUUGAUUUUGAGUUUUCACAUUUUCCAUCUAUUGCAGCAAUUCCUUCUUCUCGGUCUAGUGUUAUUCAACAUUUGAUUGAUGGUGUUGAUCGAUAUAAUCCUCAAAACGCACCUUUAUUAGAGGAAUAUUUAAUGCAACAAUGUCAGGAUGGAGCUUAUGAUUGUUUAGCAAAUCUUGCUAUAUUAAAAUUAUAUCAAUUUAAUCCUCAUCUUUCAAAGGAUGAAGUUAUUACGAAUAUUCUUGUUAAAGCAUUGACGGUUUUCACACAACCUGAUUUUUCUGUAUGUUUACAUUUAUUACAUCCUUCUGUUCUUCUUCCAAGAGAGGUUUUUAUAGGAGAUUCUUUACAUGAAAUCGUACAGAAGUUACACACACUAUAUCUUCUUUUAGAUGCAGCAAAAUAUAAGGAGUUCUGGCAGUUAAUUGAUAAUGAUGAUCUUUAUGCUGAUAUGAUUGCGGAUUGCAUUGGAUUUGAAGAUACAAUUAGGCUAGGCAUUGCAAAAGUUAUUUCACAAACAAUGAAGGAAGUUAAACUUGAUAUUUUGGAAGAAUGGAUUAAUCUUCAUGAUGAAAAAUUGAAAAUAUGGAUUCAUGAUGUAUUUCAUUGGGAAAUUGUUGGUGAAAUAGUAAAAUUACCGGAAAACAAGGAUAAUAUUCUAUUAAGUAAAGCUACAUCUGAAAAAAUUCCUUUUACAGACUUAUAUCAAUUGUUGAAGUGA
Pneumocystis murina B123 is the source of this 726-nucleotide messenger RNA. RefSeq lists its product as hypothetical. Bases 1 to 726 code for a protein of 241 amino acids. The record is from RefSeq and is a predicted model, not a curated record. Gene Ontology annotation, biological process: regulation of translational initiation. Lineage: Eukaryota; Fungi; Ascomycota; Pneumocystomycetes; Pneumocystales; Pneumocystaceae. The transcript is spliced from 2 exons. Gene Ontology annotation, molecular function: ribosome binding; translation initiation factor activity. Gene Ontology annotation, cellular component: eukaryotic translation initiation factor 3 complex; cytoplasm.